Protomyces lactucae-debilis is the source of this 1092-nucleotide messenger RNA. Its product is annotated as CYTH-like domain-containing protein. NCBI's taxonomy places the organism in Eukaryota, Fungi, Ascomycota, Taphrinomycetes, Taphrinales, Protomycetaceae. Gene Ontology annotation, cellular component: mRNA capping enzyme complex. The coding region runs from base 1 to 1092 and encodes 363 amino acids. Gene Ontology annotation, biological process: polynucleotide 5' dephosphorylation; 7-methylguanosine mRNA capping. The record is from RefSeq and is a predicted model, not a curated record. The transcript has a single exon. Gene Ontology annotation, molecular function: polynucleotide 5'-phosphatase activity.
AUGCAACGACCACCGCCUUUUGCGCAACCAACGACGCCUGCACGGAGUCAAUCCCAGCAGACUGGUGAAGGACAGACAAAUGGCGAUCAGUCUGCUCCAUCGCUCAAGCGUCGCGGGAGUGAAGAUGCAACAGCGAGUGAAGCGAAACGACAUUCUACCGCACGAAAGCCAUCUCAUUCGCCUGGAGCGGAACGGCAACGACGAGAAAGUCAGCCUCUUGAGGGACAUGGCAGGCAAAACAAGGUUGAGCCGAGUUAUAUGGGUAUCAAGGUGCCUUCUGACAUGCACUUGAAGCUCUGCCAAUUCAUCCGACACCAUCUCCUGGGAGAUGGACCGUAUGCUGGCCAGCCGGGUCUUGAGAUUGAGGCGAAGCUCGGCAGACUUGUAUGGAAGGCGAGUGGUGAGCGGAUGGAUUUCCCACUCAUCACAGCAGCGAUGCUGACGCCUGGUGAUGCACGCGAUUUACCCUUUCGCUUUGUGUCUGACAUGUCGAAACGGCAACACAAGGCUUUCAAUGAGCAUUUGAAUGCACAGGUACAAGAUCGUGCACGGGCUGGUCGGAUACAGUAUAAACAUACACGCUCAACAGAUCGUCAAUUCGGUCCACCGACAUCCGGUCCGGCUGUUGGGAAGGGCAGGCAUGUACGUGUCACGACAGAUGACAAAACAGGCGCUGUACUGGAGACCAUGUCAAAGGAGACACUCGAUUCGCUCAAUCUGUAUUGUCCUGAUGCGCCAUUUGAUAUUCGCAUCAGCAUCAAUAUGGAACACAAGCAUCCCCUUCCUACUGCGUAUCAUCAGGGGAGUGCAGCGUGUACGGGGGAGCGCAAGAAGGACAGGUUGACGUAUAAGCAUCAGCAUUAUCAAAUUGACUUGACGCAAGUCACAGGUGCUGGUGCUGGGGAUCGGUCUGGUGCUGCUUCUGCGCAAACAACACAUGAGCUGGAGGUGGAAGUCAGCAAUAUGGAAGAACUCGCUCGACAAGCUAGGAAUGAGGCGGAUCAAAUGCCGAAUCAGUUUGAGCCCAUGGUCGAUAGCUUUUUGGGAACGGUGAUUCUCCUGUCGCGGGCUGCCAAGGACCUUGCCAUUUAG